CAACUUGACGUUCUGUUAUGGCUCUCAAUUUCGCACACAAGUAUUUAUCCCCCGUUGUCUCGUUCGCUCGCUGUUUUUAUCCGCAACUUCCGCGGAAUUCGGUACGAGUGACAUCUACGUCGAGCUAACGUCAUCGGGAUCGCCGGCCACAUCGUUUACGCAAGUGACAGGCCCGUUGGUGCGAACGAAACGACAACAAAGCUCGGUGGAAGAUGUGCUGUCGUAAUGGGACGUUGGUCGCAUUGGCGUUAUUUCUGAUACUCUUCUGCGACAGCACGUCGUCAGAAUGCACGCAACUGGGGCCUUGCGUUUGCCGUCUACCGGACAACUCUUAUUACAAUUUGACUAGCCUCGCUGACAAGAAAGAACCGCUUAUUGCUGACAAAGAUGAUCUGACAGUAUACUUCCACCCAUGUAAAGAUAUAUCAAUUCCCAUCAGUGGUAAUUUAAAUAACCCAUGUUUCAAUGGAAGUGGAGUUUCACUUUGUAUGCUUGAGAAAGCAAAGAAAAUAAUAAAUCUUGGAACAAUUAACGAUACACAUAUGAAGUUAUCAAACGGCAAUAAUAAGUUUCCAGUGUUUGAAAUACAUCAUGAUAAUAUGACAUCGAUCAUAAAUAUUGUAUGCGUCAUUAACAGUGAUGUACAUUUUAUGAUAGAUCAGGUUUUCCCGGAUACCAAAACAUAUCAUUUUAUGCUGGUAUCGCCAUACGGAUGUAAAAAGGAACCGCAGAGAGGCUUGUCCACAGGUUCAGUUCUGGUCAUCUUGUUCUUCACCUUCGCUGGUAUAUAUCUUAUUGGUGGCGCUGUAGUGUUGAAAACAUUGAGGGGGGCAACUGGUUGGGAAAUGCUGCCGAAUCAUGACUUCUGGUGCGAGCUUCCUUUAUUAGUCAGAGACGGCAUCGUCUUCACCUUCAAUUGUUGUCGGGCAAACAGUUACGAGAGAAUAUAAGAUCUUCAUCGUCAUUUAAUGUUUAUUAAAUGCACGACCUUGUUAAAAUUUAGUACGUUAUAUAUAUGUAUAGUGAACGUUUGUACCCUAAAGAUUUUUUCUAUUCUUGUUCA
This is a messenger RNA of Dinoponera quadriceps, 1063 nucleotides long. Its product is annotated as cation-dependent mannose-6-phosphate receptor-like. NCBI's taxonomy places the organism in Eukaryota, Metazoa, Arthropoda, Insecta, Hymenoptera, Formicidae. The coding region runs from base 213 to 950 and encodes 245 amino acids. Gene Ontology annotation, cellular component: trans-Golgi network. The record is from RefSeq and is a predicted model, not a curated record. The transcript is spliced from 5 exons.